Molecule: messenger RNA, 2836 nt
Organism: Physella acuta
Lineage: Eukaryota; Metazoa; Mollusca; Gastropoda; Physidae
Product: E3 ubiquitin-protein ligase TRIM23
Molecular function (GO): zinc ion binding; GTP binding; GTPase activity
Source: RefSeq, a predicted model, not a curated record
UUUCCAUACAAAUAGAAAUGAAAGGGAAAUGACUCAAAAUAAUAUUCUUCUUAAGAUGGCCGCUGUUUUUAAUAGCAAAUUAAUUUAGUAUCUGGACCAUCGUUGUUAAACCUUAAUUUCAUGACAUUUUUAUUUAUUUAACCCUUAAAUUUGAUUCAAUAUUCAAUUAUGUUUAGUAUUUUAGUAGAAUAUGCAAAAAUAUAUUCAUAUUUAAGCUAUGAGUUACCUUAUCCCUACAUUACUAGUGACGACCGAAUUGAUUGCGCUAAAACGAUAGAUUACCUAAUAAUUCAUAUAAUAAUAGGCUACAUAAUGUGAAAUAGUAUUUCACAUUUGUAUUUUAAUAAUUUUUACUUUUACCAUUAAUCCUAAUUACUAAUUACUUAGUAAUUAUAAAUAAUAAUUAAUUUAGGCUAAUACAACAAUGGGUGAAACCUUAGUUUAGCGUCGUAAAUUCGGCCAAAACUAGUAAUGUGGGAGAGAGUAGUAUAUGUCUUUAAAUAUCAAUAAAUAUUAAAUAUGAGUUUAUUUUCGUAUAUUUUAAUAAAAUACUAUAUAUAAUUGAAUAAUAGAUCAUCAUUGAUGGUUAAAUCAAUUUAAAUACCCUGAAAUUAAUUUUUAUCAACCCUGUUCCCGAUAGUAAAUUUGCUAUUAAAAACAGCAACCAUCUUAAGAAAAUGUUGUUUAGAGUAGCUUCCCUUUCAUUUCUAUUCACAAUUUUAGAAUGCAGAGUAUGCAAUGAAGUUUUUCGAUUUCACGGGGAUAAAGUGCCAAGACUUUUAAUCUGUGGCCACACCUGCUGUCAUCUGUGUCUAACAAGGUUACAAUUGCAUGGUAGAUCUCUUCUUUGUCCUUUCGACAGACAACCUACAGAGAUUGGAGAUUCUGGAGUUUGGGGUCUAAAGAAAAAUUUUGCAUUAUUAGAACUUCUAGAAAAGCUGCAAUAUACACCUGUCAGUCCUUCUAAAUCAAUCCCUGACAUAAUUUUGGCCAGGGAACAAAGUCUUUCAAUCUGCUGUGAUGAAAAUGAGAUACAUACUGCUAUUUUGUAUUGCACUGUAUGUAGCACACACUUGUGUGUCGAAUGCUCAGAAACUACUCAUUCAACUAGAACUUUAAGAAGACACAAAAGAGUACCACUAUCAGAAAAGCCCAGAGAAAAUCCCAAAUGUGUUUAUCAUCCAAUGCAUCUUGUGGAAUUCGCAUGCAUGGAGGAAGAAUGCAAGUCAUGCCCCCUUAUGUGCUAUAUUUGCAAAGAUUACGGACGACAUAUGAAACAUAAGCAUGGAUUAUUAGAAACAGAAGCAGAAAAUGUUCGCUCAUCUAUUAAAAGUGCAGUUCAGCAUAUUAAAUCAUUUGCUGAAGAAGUAUCAGAUUCAGUCAGAAAGCUUGGAGUUGUUGUUCAACAAAUAGAGGGAAGUAUGCAGAUGGUACCCACUGAUGGAGACUCUUCAACCCAGCUGGUUCUAGGUACAGCAGAACAAGCAAGAAUUAAGAUUAAAUCUUAUUUUACUGAACUAAGAGAAAAUCUAAGCAGGCAAGAAAUGACUGCACUUGGUGCUGUAGACACACAUAUUAGAGAAAAGCUAUGUUCUCUUAGGCAGCAGCAAGAAGAUUUAGCAGUUUUGAUGUCCCAAAUAUCGUCUGUAUGCCAUCAGUGUGAGACAACUUUACAACAGGAUGACACUAGAAUACUGCUGGCUAAACCUGAAGUAAGCAAUUUGCUGGAUACCUUACAAAAGCAACAGCAGCAAUUUAUGGAUCUUCCAGACCAUAUUAAUCUAGAACCAACAAUACCAAUUACAUUUACUAAGGAUAAUCGUGUUCAUAUUGGACCAAAAAUUGAGAUGAGAGUUGUCACAUUGGGACUUGAUGGGGCAGGAAAAACAAGUAUCCUAUUUAAAUUAAAACAGAAUGAAUUUAUUCCCACCAUACCAACAAUAGGUUUCAAUGUAGAAACUGUGGAGUAUAAAAACUUCAAAUUUACUAUCUGGGAUGUUGGUGGACAGCACAAAAUUAGACCAUUAUGGAAACACUACUAUUUUAAUACUCAAGUACCUGUGAUCAAAGAACCUCUGUGGACGAAGAAUCUCUGUGGACGAAGCACUAAUGGUCAAAGCACCACUGUGGUCAAACUACUUAUCGUCAAGGCCCCUGUGGUCAAAGCUGUAAUAUUUGUGGUAGACAGUAGCAAUAAAGAAAGGUUAGAUGAAGUACAAGGAGAACUUGUAAAAUUAGUACAAGAAAAAGAACUGAAGGAAGCUUCACUUCUAAUUUUUGCUAACAAGCAGGAUGUUGCAGAGUGUAUAAGUAUUGAGGCAGUCACAGAACAAUUUGGUCUUCUCAAACUAUGCUGCAAUCGAAGUUGGCAUCUCCAAGCCUGCGAUGCAAAAACUGGGCAAGGUCUUGCGGAUGGAUUAGAAUGGUUAUCACGUCAAAUGGUUGCAUCUGGUGCACCAGAACUAGCUUAAAAGAAAAACUUUAUGACGUAGUCUACCUGUUUUAUUACUACCUUUAUUAAGGGGGCCAUCCAUUUAAGACGUCCACAAAAAACUCGUAUUUUAGACCCCACCUCCCAUCCAUCCACACGCGUUGACAUCCACAAAAUUUAAUAUACCCCUCAAAACUUAUGAACAAUUUACUUCUUUGAUAACACGUAAUGUGUACCGAUAUUCUAUUUACUUUAAUAUUUUAAUGUUUAUUUUUAGGCCUAAAUAUUAAAAGUAGAUGUAGCCUAUGCAGAGAAAAAUUAGUAGAUUUUAAAUGUGAAAGUAUAAAUUUUUUUUAAAUUUCAAAGAUUUUUCCCAUUACCAACCAUUGGGGGGGGGGGGGGGGG